CCUCUGGUGACAUUUUCUUGGGGCGGCGCGGACGACUGAAGGGACUUGGUGGUGAAGGCUGCGGAGGCGACGAGGUUCACUUCGGUCCCGGCGAGGACUCUGGCCGCGACCCUCUGCUCGCCACCGGGGCUUGUGCCGAGGAGGAGAAGGCGGAAGUGUCCGUCGCAUCCCGAGUCACCGCGGCCGGGACAGUCCCGGCCGGGGGUCGGUGCGUGCCCCGACGGGGCGCGCGGAGCGGGUGAGGAGGUUGCUUUCCUGUUGCUUCUUUGAUAUCGUUUCCUAGACCCUGCUCCAUGAUUUAAUUCAAAAUUCUGAAAUGAAGAUGGAGGAGGCAGUGGGAAAAGUUGAAGAACUCAUUGAGUCCGAAGUCCCACCAAAAACAUCUGAACAAGAGACAGCCAAGGAGGAAGAUGGCUCUGUAGAACUGGAACCUCAAGUUCAGAAAGAUGGUGUAGCGGAUUCUACAGUUCUUUCUUCAAUGCCCUGCCUGUUGAUGGAACUGAGAAGGGACUCUUCUGAGUCUCAGUUAGCAUCCACAGAGAGUGACAAGCCAACAACUGGCCGAGUUUAUGAGAGUGACUCCUCUAAUCACUGCAUGCUUUCCCCUUCCUCUAGUGGUCACCUGGCUGAUUCAGAUACGUUGUCUUCUGCAGAAGAGAAUGAACCCUCUCAGGCAGAAACCGCUGUAGAAGGAGACCCUUCAGGAGUGUCUGGUGCCACAGUUGGGCGCAAGUCUAGACGUUCCCGGUCUGAAAGUGAAACGUCUACUAUGGCUGCCAAGAAAAACCGGCAAUCCAGUGAUAAACAGAAUGGCCGAGUUGCCAAGGUUAAAGGUCAUCGGAGCCAAAAGCACAAGGAGAGGAUCAGACUACUGAGGCAGAAACGGGAGGCUGCUGCAAGGAAGAAAUACAACCUGCUGCAGGACAGUAGUACCAGUGAUAGUGACCUGACUUGUGACUCAAGCACGAGCUCGUCAGAUGAUGAUGAAGAGGUUUCAGGGAGCAGCAAGACAAUCACUGCAGAGAUACCAGAUGGACCUCCAGUUGUAGCUUAUUAUGAUAUGUCUGACACCAGCUCUGACCCAGAAGUGGUAAAUGUGGACAAUUUAUUGGCGGCUGCAGUAGUUCAAGAGCACAGUAAUUCUGUAGGCGGCCAGGACACAGGAGCUGCCUGGAGGACCAGCGGGCUUCUAGAGGAGCUGGAUGCGGAGGCAGGUCAUUUGGAUCCAGGAUUCCUGGCAAGUGACAAAACAUCUGCUGGCAAUGCACCACUCAAUGAAGAAAUUAAUAUUGCCUCUUCAGACAGUGAAGUAGAGAUUGUGGGAGUUCAGGAACAUGCAAGGUGUGUUCAUCCUCGAGGAGGUGUGAUUCAGAGUGUUUCUUCGUGGAAGCACGGUCCGGGCACGCAGUAUGUCAGCACUCGGCAAACACAGUCAUGGACUGCUGUGACUCCCCAGCAGACUUGGGCUUCCCCAGCAGAAGUUGUUGACCUUACCUUGGAUGAGGAUAGCAGACGUAAAUACCUACUGUAAUCCAAUGUCAUUGUGUUUCCUCUGCACUGUUCCCUUCUACUUCCUCCUCCUAUUUGUGACACGGAAGUUCAUUGUCAUAGCUUCAGCUUCAGAAGCUGUUUGUGGCAUUUGUAGAAUUGAAACUCAUGGAAAAUCCCAUCCCUCCCCCCCUUUGAAUUAAAAGAAGUCAUUUAGGAAGAUAACUUAACCACAGAGAAAAGAAUUUCUUUUCUUUUUUCCCGUAGUAGGAAUAUGAGAAUGAUGAAUUUUAUUAGACAACUUCAUUUUACUUGGUAACUUUUAACCUUAGAAAACUCCGUCUUCCUUUUAGAAUAAUAUUUUAAUUACCGGGUAAAAUGGAUUUUCAGUUUUUGAAUCUUAUAUUUAUUUUUCUGUAUAAUGAAAUUAAUAUCUAAACUUGACCACUAUCUGCCCACCCCAUUGGCACUCCCAUCUUAGGGCAUUCGCACACGUAUCAUUCAGGUCCUUAUUGGCACCUCGUAGGGCAUGUGCAUUUAAAAACCUGUCCUUAAAAAUAGAAGACAAAAAUAUUUAAAAGUAUUUUUUCUUUAGCUUUAUAAGUCUUCUGCCUUCUUUCGUUUGUUUUUGGUUGACUUCCCACAACACGAAUAAUUGACAUUUUCUGUUUAUAAAUACCACUGAGGUGACUUAGUUGGUCUCCUUGUUGCAAUAAUUCAUAACUCUUUGGAAAAUGUCUCCUUUGGGGUGGAGGCAUUUCGGAUAGAUACCCACCAUGAGGUUUUCUGGGCAUCUGAAGAGAGUACUGAGAGAUCAGUGGGGAAAUCUUUCUCCCUCAACUUUUGUUCUCAAAUAACAGGAGAACAUAGAAACCUGUUACCUAGGAAGAAUAUGGAAAGUUGUGUGGCUUCUAAGGCUAUAGGCACUUGCAAAUGAGAGAAAAAUGCCUUCUUUCAUAGCUGGUCUCUCUAUAAAAGGUGUAUAACAACUGAUUUUAACACUUGAGCUGAAGUGAACCUCAUGCUAUAUUUGGGUAUUUUUCUCCUCUACCUUCUAAAAAAUAAUUACUAUAAUAAAAACAAAAAUAUACCAUAAGCAAUCAGAUGCAAAGCACAUAAAUGGCAUUGUAAGUUUUACAGUAUCUAAAAGGAAUAGCAAAGGGUAGUAGGAGCUUCAGGGAAUUCAAGAAAUGCCAGCAUUGGAGUUUUGUGGCAUUAGUUACUACCUUUUUUCCUUUAACACGUUGUAGUUACUAGUGAAUUAUUUUAAAAGCAAUACCUAGAGUUAGAACACUAUGUAUUGUGCACAGGGGGGAGUGAAGUAAUUUUGGCUUAGAAGACCUCACCUUUUGUUUGCUUUUUCUGUUUUUGUUUCCAUUGUUACUGUUGCUAUGGCCCUUGCCUCCCUCUCCAAAUGCCUUGGUGGCUCUUCCUUAUAAAAAUAUGAGAACUACCAUUGGCAGUUUCCAUUCAGCAACCACACAUUUACCAAGUGCCUGCUCUGCAUAAGGCACUGUGAGGGGUAGGUGCUGUGGGGGCUGCUGAGAUGAAUGGGACACACCCUGCAUGUACAUGCAUCAGAGUCUGCCUGGCUCCACCAUUCUGGCUUUUGGCCUUUUCAUUUCUUUUCCUUUCCUUUUUUUUUUUUGUAAAGACAAGUUUAUUCCUUUUCCCUUCCUGUUAAUUCUCCUGUAUACCCUUUCUAUGGCAGUGUAUUUGACCAUGUGUUCUUUGAUCUUCUCUGACAGCAUCUCAUUUGAUCUGGCCUCUGUUCUUCAUCAACUUUUUAUUUUUCCUCCAGUCUACUUUUAUUAGAUCAGGCUUUUAAGAUCAUGAACCUCCAGCUUUAGCACCUCAUAUAUCAAUAUCUCACAUGGCCACAAUUCUAGUCAAAAACCAAAGACCCAGAGGCCAGAGCGAAAUAGGACCUUCUGCAGAUUCUCUACUGGUGUAUCCUUGGACCCUCACGUUUUACUUUAGGAUUAAUUUAUUGAAUUUUACUGUUACACAUCGUUUUUGACUUGAAUUAAAAUCCUAGACAAAGCAGAAAUGUACAAUUUCUGGUCUGUGUUUUCCAGGAAUAUCAUUGGGAAAAGAAUAGAGUGGAUUAUAUGACUUGAAGUUUUUACAGCUUAUUCCCCACCCCCUCCCAUACCCCCAGUAUCAGGAUAGAGUCCCAUUUUAAAGAAUGUUUUUGCAUUACCUAUUUUUAUGUUAACAGUAUGCUUUUCCCAAUUCCGUACAGCAGGUGAUUUCCCAUGACAUAUUUUCUGUAGUCCCUAACAGUCAUCCUCUAAAGAGAGGACUUUUGUGGUGUGCUGUUGUGCACUGUGGAUUGGGAGCAGAGAGUAGAAUUGUAACCAAGCUCUUUUUUGGCCCUUUGCAUUUAUAUCAGGUUGCACUUUCCCCUCACUGGUUCCUAUUCCAGCUCCCUAACUACCUGACUUGAUGCACCAGAACAGAAAUUUAGAUAUUAAGAUGCAAAAAGGGGAGGAAGAGGAAUGGUAGAGACAGUCAACUCUUUUUCCUACUAGGUUGGGGGCUUUACCACCUAAUAACUAACUAGAGAGAGACUGUGUUUCAACUCUUCUUUCACUGCUCUGUCCAGAAGAAUGGGUAUAUGAUUUUAGGCAAGAUAUUAAUGAUAAAAUUCUGUGAUAUAUAACUUAUGUAACAUGAAAUUUCUUUUAAAGGGAUUUUUUUUUUUAAAACCAAAGUUUUGCAUUUGGUAGCAUAAGUAGUACUUCAUGCUUCACAGGACAUUGUUCAAAGUAAUAUCUCUGUUAAAAUGGUACAAGUGGGUCACAGAUUGGUUUAUGCCACUGAGGUUAAGUUUCCCUCCCCUCCAAUUUGAAAAAAAUUAGAAGCAAUGACCUAGCUAUUGCAUCAGCAUGACUGCCCUGUAACUUAUAAUUGCUGCUCUUCAGUAAUUGUCCUUCAUUUUGAUGGUAGGGGCCAGACUGAAUGGACUCCAUUAUUCUUUAUAAUCGAGCAUCCCAUGAACUCUGCUUUUAUUGUUAUUAAUUGUGAAUAUGAACCAUCUGAUUUGCUAAUCUAGUCAUUUGUUCAUCAUUACUUUUAGCAGGUUAGUACCAUAGGUAACUUAAACUCAUUGCCUACUUUUUAUACUGUCACAAGGUGUUUGAAAAAGCUGGGGACACAAUUUUGUCUUUUAGUUUUAAACUUUUUUUUAAAGGCAAAGAGCCCCUAACCCCUGUUCUCCAAUAUGUGUAUGAUGUGACUUCCAUGUAUAUAUAAAAAUGAUUGUGCCCUAACCAAACUUCCUCAGAUUGUGCACUGUUUAAAAUAAUCACGUAUUUUAGUCCAAUGCUGUUGUAUUUUUUCAUUUUAUUUAAAACACUACUUAUUCUUUUAACAAAUUUUAAAGGGUAGUGAUCUUAAAAAAAAAUCACUGGAUAACUAGGAAAUAUUUUUGUUGUUGUUUUGUUUUUUAAAGAGUACGAAGGUCAUUGAAGCCUUUUGCUCCUCUUACCGUGAAAAUGAAAUGUUAGCCAUUGUAUGGCUAGGAACCAAUGCACUUGGCGGUUAACAGAUACGCUGUUGCAGGAGUGUGAGUGUGGACUUGACGCAGUGACGACAAAUCAUUGCUUAGAAUUAAUGUUUUCAAAUGUGCAACUCUAGUUUUUAAAACAAGAUUUGGUUCUUUACAUUCAUUAUUUAGUUUUUGUUUCCAUUUAGUAUUUAAUGGUCUUUGGAGAAAAAAAUAAUAAAACAGAGUGUUAUAUAUAUUUUUUGGUGCAAGAUAAGAUUUUCUGUUUUUUGAAAUAAGUCUGUAGCAUAAAGGUUAAACUAUUUUAAGACAAAAUAAAAUAGAGUGUAUUUAAACAA
Molecule: messenger RNA, 5337 nt
Organism: Lemur catta (Ring-tailed lemur)
Lineage: Eukaryota; Metazoa; Chordata; Mammalia; Primates; Lemuridae
Gene: ARK2N
Product: chromosome 16 C18orf25 homolog
Exons: 5
Coding region: 317-1531 (404 amino acids)
Biological process (GO): ubiquitin-dependent protein catabolic process
Molecular function (GO): ubiquitin protein ligase activity
Source: RefSeq, a predicted model, not a curated record